AUGAUGGGACAAAUACUGGAGGAUGUGGUGGAUGGCCUCAGCACAGAGGAGCUGGAGUGUAAGAUAUGCUACUGUGCCUACAGCCUAUCUAGUCGGCGGCCUAAGGUGCUUGAAUGUUGCCAUCGCCUGUGUGCCAAGUGCCUGGCUAAAAUCCUUGACUUGGGAGAAUCCCCACCAAAUGCAGUUGUCUGCCCCUUCUGCCGUUACAUUACUGGCUUGCCCGGAGAAGCUGUGUCUAGUCUCCCUGACGACUACAACCUGGUGACAGCAUUAUCCCUCCAGGCUCGAAAUCAUCGGAACCUCCAGGAGAACCAGAGUGAGAUUCUACUCACCCCCAGGCACCUGAGCUCUCUGGUGGGUCACUCUUCCUCGGCUUCGCCUUCGUCCAUGCACAGCUCCAGGUAUGUGGUCAUCACCAUCAUGGAGCCACACCAGGAACCCAUGGUGGCCCCACGUGGCCCUCCAACAGGCAGGGAUUACCGUUCAGCCAGCCUGGACUCCAUGGCCUCCAUCACACAAAGGUGGAUGGUGUGGAAUUGUGCUGCCCUGCUGUGCCAGACCUCAGCCAGGGUCCUGGUGUGGCUCCUGGGGUUGCUGUAUUUCAGCUCCCUUCCUCUGGGUGUUUACUUGCUCAUCAUGCAGAAAACUACACUGGGAGUGCUGCUGGUCAGCCUGGUACCUGUGAGUCUGCUUAUGAUUAUGGUGUAUGGGCUUUGCCAAUGCCUGUGCCAUGAAUUCUGGGACUGUGUGCCACCGUAA
This is a messenger RNA of Chanos chanos (milkfish), 759 nucleotides long. RefSeq names its product ring finger protein 182 (gene rnf182). NCBI's taxonomy places the organism in Eukaryota, Metazoa, Chordata, Actinopteri, Gonorynchiformes, Chanidae. Gene Ontology annotation, biological process: protein ubiquitination. The record is from RefSeq and is a predicted model, not a curated record. Gene Ontology annotation, cellular component: cytoplasm. The coding region runs from base 1 to 759 and encodes 252 amino acids. The transcript has a single exon. Gene Ontology annotation, molecular function: ubiquitin-protein transferase activity.